Messenger RNA from Candoia aspera, 2644 nucleotides. RefSeq names its product TAM41 mitochondrial translocator assembly and maintenance homolog (gene TAMM41). The coding region runs from base 65 to 1066 and encodes 333 amino acids. Gene Ontology annotation, molecular function: phosphatidate cytidylyltransferase activity. Gene Ontology annotation, biological process: cardiolipin biosynthetic process; CDP-diacylglycerol biosynthetic process. Gene Ontology annotation, cellular component: mitochondrion. The record is from RefSeq and is a predicted model, not a curated record. The transcript has 8 exons. Lineage: Eukaryota; Metazoa; Chordata; Lepidosauria; Squamata; Candoiidae.
GCUGCUUCGAAGGAGGCGCCGAGCACGAGUUCCGGGCGCGCCUUCUUGGUUCUGCUUUGCCCGCAUGUCUUUGCCGAGUUCGGCGGUGAAGUUCCGCAGGAUCCUGGCUCACUUCCCCCAAGACCUCAGCUUAGCCUUCGCUUAUGGGUCCGGGGUCUUCCAGCAGGCGGGGUCUUCCGCCGCCGCAACGGAGAACAAUAUGCUGGAUUUUGUAUUUGCAGUUGAUGAUUCUGCAACGUGGCAUACAAUGAACCUGUCAAAAAAUCGAAAUCAUUAUUCCUUCCUAAAAUAUUUUGGACCCAAGUCAAUAUGCAACAUCCAAAACUAUGGAGCGGGGAUUUACUACAAUACACUGGUGCCUUGUAAUGGUAGGGUUAUAAAAUAUGGCGUCAUAAGUACUGAUGCUUUAAUUGAAGAUUUGUUUCGCUGGAAGACACUCUACGUAGCUGGACGUCUGCAAAAGCCGGUGAAAAUUCUGGCUCAGAAUGAGAAUAUUAAGCUGCAAGAGGCCCUGACCAGUAAUUUAAAGAGUGCUGUCAUGGCAGCCUUUCUCAUGUUGCCUGAAAGUUUCUCUGAAGAAGACCUUUAUAUGAAGAUUGCUGGACUGUCAUACUAUGGUGAUUUCAGAAUGCUCAUUGGAGAAGAUAAAUCAAAGGUUAUGAACAUAGUGAAACCAAACAUGAUACAUUUUCAGAAGCUGUAUAGUCACAUUUUGCAAGAUAGCCCCCAAGUGAUAUACAAGCAUCAGCUGGGCAAGUUAGAGAUAGAUAAAAGUCCAGAAGGUCAGUUUGCACAACUGAUGGCUUUACCAAGCACCCUGCAGCAAAAAAUAACUUCUCUCAAGGAUCCUCCAGGGAAGAACAGAGAUGUGGAAGAAAUUUUAUUACAAGUCGCCCAUGACCCUGACUGUAGAUUUGUGGUACACCAUGGUAUUUCAAGAAUUGUGGGGUUGUCCAGCCUAAUUCAGAGUGCUAAAACUACCCUAACAGCUGGGAUGAAAAAGUCAUUGAUCUACAGCAUGAAGAAGAUGUACAAAAUGUCAAAGGGAUGGCUAAGAACAUCAUGACAUCUGUGAAGCUAAAGCUUUGAAAAACCUGAUCCUCUGGUGACUAAAGGUUCUUCUAGUUCUGUUUUUUGCAUCACCUUUUCUUGGAAGACAAAGUGUAUGGAGAAACUUUGUUGUGCUAUUUAUUUACAGACAGCUUUACAGAGAAGAUAACAGAUUAAAUCUUCUUUUUCUGCUUCCUUGAAGACUAUCUGGAGUGGUUUCCCCCACGCUUGUUAGCAUUUUUCUGACUUUUUCACAGUCAGCUUGUUUUGCAUGUGUUGUACAUGUAUCAUCUUCAAAAUGUCUCUCUUUCCAAGGCCUUAUAUUCUUGAGGUGUUUUUUCUAAUCACAUUUGGGGUAAGAGUUUUGUAGGACUCCUCCUAUUCUUGCACCAUUCACUUCACCAAGAACUUGUAAUGGUCUCGUCGUACAGCUUAAGAAACACUAAAUAGCACUGCGCUGAAUUCUUUUGCUUAUGGCACUCCUACUGUGUAGAGCUACGUAUCAAGUAACUUUGAGAAAGGUCAGACAUGUGUUUUCAAGGCACAGUUGACAUCAGUGUAAUUCACAGCCAAAUAUUGGUGAGUAGGUCAUAUUUCAAAACAAGGUCAGGUUAUUGUUGAGUUGCUGGGAUUAAUAAUAGGGGGUUAUUUAGAUAUAUAAUGAAAGAGUUCUGCCUUGCUGCCAAUUCACAAAAUGCUUUUAAUGUCAGACUGUACAGUCUCCAGGUAGUCCAACCAGGCUCAGUAAUACCUAACUAACAAUGGAUAAAAUCAAGGAACAAUAUUUUCCAUCAGUGUUUAAGGUUGCUUUUCUUCCUCAAUAUCCAAAGCAAUGAACUUCAGCUACUGGAUCAUAAAGGCAAACUGCUAAAUUGGUUUUCUAAAAUUUAAGGCUUGGACUAGGGGCAAUGAAAACCAAGUGCUAGUCCUGCCUUAGGCAUUGAAGCCAACUUUGGGUCACUCUCUCCCUCUUAGCCCUUGGAAGAAGGCAAGGGCAAAACACUUCCAAAAAAUGUUGCCAGGAAAACUGCAGAGACUAGUCCAUUUAGUCACCAGGAGGUGAGACUGACUCAAAGGCACAAGAAGGGUGGGUGAGAGGAAAAAGGGAAAGACAUGCAACUGUCACUUUAUUAAAAGAAGGAUUUGAAUUAUGAAAUUGAUCCUAAACACAACUCCUCAAAGUGAGAAUAUGUAGUGAUUUGGGGUGGGGCGGGGAUAUUUAUUCUCUGUGCCCCAUUCUCCUCCUUGCUUAUGAAAGCUUCUGCAUAUGAAGUGUGAUUUUAUAGUUAAAUCAUUGCAUGGGAUUAGCUAUGGAAGUUGACUAAUAAAAAGGGAAAUGGUAUAAAUUAUGUGGAGGAUAAAACCUUACUUCCAGUAGUGGAGACAUUCUUAGAAAACAUGAGGAAGAGAGUAUUGUUGAACUCAUCUCCUAGUUUGGCUGCUCAGAUACCGUACAUACGGAAACACCCCUCUAGGAACUGAAUGCCUGUUACUAAGACAGACCUUUUACUUGCUGUAUGCGUGCCUACAGAGAGAUGGGAAGGGUUUGCUAUAUGUGCUGUGGCUUCUCCCAAAAGAAAAAGUAAUGGGAGCA